This is a messenger RNA of Adelges cooleyi (spruce gall adelgid), 5799 nucleotides long. RefSeq names its product phospholipid-transporting ATPase ABCA1-like. The coding region runs from base 280 to 5199 and encodes 1639 amino acids. Gene Ontology annotation, cellular component: intracellular membrane-bounded organelle; membrane. The transcript has 25 exons. NCBI's taxonomy places the organism in Eukaryota, Metazoa, Arthropoda, Insecta, Hemiptera, Adelgidae. Gene Ontology annotation, biological process: lipid transport; transmembrane transport. The record is from RefSeq and is a predicted model, not a curated record. Gene Ontology annotation, molecular function: ATP binding; lipid carrier activity; ATP hydrolysis activity.
AACUCGACGUGGUUCAUAUUUAACUUUUGUUAUUUUAAAAUGUUUUCGAUUUUCCAUUCUUACAUAAUGUUGCUCACUAGGUAAUUUUCAUUUCAUUAAGCAGUAAACACAAUUACUAUUCGCAUUAGUUUACUAGUAAAUCUGUUAGUUGUACAAUCAGCGUUGUACCAAACUUACUAUUGACUGAAUUUUUUUAAUUAUUUAAUAACAAUAAACGAACGCCUGGAGGAACAUUUAAGUGGAUCAAUCACACAAGAUCUUAGAUCACUUAAUUCAGCAAUGCCAAAUAAUUUCAAUAAGCUAAAACUUUUGUUAUGGAAAAACUUGAUGAUCCAAAGGAGAAGGUCUUUGCAAUCGGCUUUUGAAAUGUUUUUACCUGCCGUUAUAGCAUUUGUAAUGAUUUUCUUAAGAACGUGGGUAAGACCAGUAGAAUUUAAUGAGCCUACAAGAUACCCUGCAUUUUCAAUAACGGCGCCUCCGAUAAUUACAAAUUAUACAGACAGGUGGACUAUUGCAUGGAGUCCAUAUAAUCCAGCGUUAGAACUAAUAAUGAUCGCGGCUUUUGCAAAGAUCUCAAUGUUGAAACUGAGAAGUUUCAACGACUGUGCCGAAAUGGAAAACAAUCUAAAUCGAGAUAGAAAAAUGAAAACUUAUUUAUCCGGCGUCUGCUUCGACAACGUCCUACCCAAUUCGACUUCAGUGCCGAAAAAUAUAGUCAUAAAACUCAGGUAUCCGUGUCAGCUAAGAGUGACCAAAAAGAGCUUAAUGAGUUUUGACACCGUCGAAGCAAACUGGAAAACGUACUUGUCGUUUCCUUUGUACCAAACGUUGGGACCUCGUCACAAAGAAGAAAUCAGCGGUGGCGAACCUGGUUACGUUGCCGAAUCGUUUUUGUACGUUCAAAGUUUGAUCUCCGAGGCCUUUGUCACGUAUUGGUCUCCGGACAAGUGUAUUCCGAAAAUUCAAAUGCAACGUUUUUCGUAUCCAAACUACAAGUUCGACCCUUUACUCACGGCACUGUCUUCGUUCGUGUCGAUUCUAGUGAUGUUUAGCUACGUGUACACGGCUAUUAGUACAAUAAAAAUGAUUGUAUCCGAAAAGGAAUCAAAAUUAAAGGAGACCAUGAUGCUGAUGGGAUUGGACAAUUGGUUGAUAGCCACAGCUUGGUAUUUGAAGAGUUUUGUGGUGUGGAUGAUACCACUAUUUGUAAUUGUGCUGUUCGUCACGUACAAUUGGCCGGCCACAGAAGGAAAUCGAUGUUCCGAAAUGUUUAUGCUCCUGAUCGUCCUCACUCCAUUCGUCACCUCCAGUAUUUCUUACUGCUUUCUGGUUGCAGCUUGCUUUAAAAAAGCCAACACUGCAGCAGCCGUCGGUGGAGUCCUGUGGUUCGUCACAUUCACUCCGUACAUGAUCUCCCAACCUAAAUACACAGCAAUCUCGUCGCGCUACAUUCUAUUGUCCACUGUUUUACCGAAUACCGCUUUGGGGUAUAUAUUUCAAAGUUUCAUCAUGCUCAAAGGUAUCGGAAAAGAUCUAUCUUGGACGACCAUCGCAUCGCCCAUCACCCCGGACGACAAAUGCAGUAUAGCUAAUGUCAUGACAAUGCUGGUUGUGGAUACGGUAUUGUAUUUAACGAUAGCUUUAUACACGGAAAUUGCUUUUCCGGCACAUGGUGGCUAUCGACCUCCGUGGUACUAUCCUAUCCAGCUCUCGUAUUGGUUUGGCCAAAAGCAAUCGAACACCGAUGUAGGCCCAGGAAAAUCGGGAAUUCAAAUUCAAUCGCUGACCAAGUACUACGGUAAUUGCGACCAACCAGUGGUCGACAGUCUAACCGUGGACAUGUAUCCGAAUCAAAUCACCGUUCUAUUGGGACACAACGGUGCCGGCAAGUCGACUACCAUGUCGAUGCUAAGCGGUUUGAUAAGGCCAUCAUCCGGUUCGGCUUUAAUAGAAGGACGUGACAUUAACACUCAGAUGAAAACGAUUCGCAGCUCAUUGGGGCUCUGUCCACAAUACAAUUUACUCUUUCCGGACCUAACAGUCAUUGAACAUUUAAAGUUUUUCGGGGUGUUGAAAGACUUGAGUAACGAAGCGCUAAAUGAUGAGAUACAAAAAUAUAUAGUGAAAUUCAAAUUGGAGUCCAUGCUCAAUACCAAAGCCGAACACCUCAGCGGAGGAAUGAAAAGAAAGCUAUCCGUCGCCAUCGCUUUGAUCGGAAAGUCUAAAGUAGUGUUGAUGGACGAACCGACUUCGGGCAUGGACCCAAUAGCCAGACGAACCUUAUGGAAUAUUUUACAGUCGGAACGUGAAGGAAGGACAAUAGUGAUGACUACUCAUUUGAUGGAUGAAGCCGACUUGUUGGGUGACCGAGUAGUUAUAAUGAAAACUGGAAAACUUUGUUGCGUUGGAACGCCGUUCUCGUUAAAAAAGAAGUAUGGCGGUGGUUAUAAUCUCACAUUGAUAAUGGACAAAGCGACAUUCGAUGUCAACGGAACGACAAUGUUUAUCCAAAAUCAUUUCCCUAACGUUAUACCUGGCAGAAUCACUCCCGUGGAAGUGACCUACAAAUUGCCAGAGUCGGGUUUAAUUCCAGAGCUUCUGAACACCUUGGAGAAAAAUAAAUCAUGUUUAGGAAUCAAAGAAUACGGUAUUACAUUCAUCAGGUUGGAUGAUGUUUAUGAAAAAUUCAGCAACCACGAUGGUCAGUUACCUUAUCAAAACUCAUCCCACAUUAAGUUUACUUCCGACAGUUGUGUAUACGAAAAAAACCGUUUACAUUUAAAAGCUAAUAGAGCUACGGGAUGGAAACUAUUCGCCAUUCAAUUGCAGGCGUUGAUGGUGAAAAAAUACUUACAGUCUUCUCGUGCAUUAGUUUUGCACUCGCUUCAAAUAGCACUGACGGUUGUGUUCAUAUUCGCGUCAUUCGCUGUCGUAUUCGCGUGGAAAAGCAUAACGGACCUUCCGGCUCUGGCUGUCAGCUUAGACAAUUUUUGGAAGCCAGUUAGCACAAUAAUGUUGGCAUCUCAUGAAAGAGACGUCAUAGACAUGUAUAAUUCAUACAAAAAUGCUUGUGCGCCGUAUCCUGUGCUCGAGGUGGGAGGCUAUAACAAAUCACUGGAAUAUUUCGAAAACUUUUUGCUAAAAAUAGUAACCAAGAACGUACCGUUGUACACGCAGACGUACAUAGUCGGCGCUGUGUUCAAUAGAAGCACCGCAGUGGCAUACUUCAACAAUAAGCCUUAUCACGGUCCGCCUUUGUCUUUGAAUAUGGUCUACAACGCUAUUCUGAAAUCCCAAUGCGGCGAGGAUUGUGGAAUUGAAAUCGUCAACCAUCCGCUACCGUACCAAGGGAUGGACAGGCAACUGACGUUGGUGGGUGGCAGCAAUUUGGGUUUUCAAGUGGCGUUCAGCUGUGCCGUUUCCCAAGCCCUGGUAUGCGCGCUGUACGUGCUCUAUGCGGUCAAAGAACGGCAGAGCGGUGUUAAGCUAAUGCAAAACAUUGCUGGGGUUAAGCCCACAGCGUAUUGGAUAGCGUCUUUACUGUGGGAUUGGAUCAGCUAUUCGUUGAUCAUAUUCACCAUCGUGGUCGCGUUGUACGUGUACGGCGAUCCGGGCUAUUCUGACUUGAAGCAAACGAACUCCAUGCUCGUCCUUUUGGCCGCUUUCUCGUGGGCAGACCUGCCUUUGAUGAGUCUGUUUUCGUACCUGUUCACCGAACCUUCUUCGAGUUUCUCCGGCGUAGCGAUAUUCAACGUUAUUACCGGCGCUUUUGGUCUUAUGCUCGUCAUGAUCCUUCAAGUGGAACCGCUGUGCCUGAAAGACCAAUCUCGGUUCAUUCACUCGGUGUUGAUUUAUUUCCCGCAUUACGCGUUGAGCAACGGUUUGAAAAAUAUUUACGCCCACCACGAGUACAGUGAAAUAUGCCAGUCCUACGAAAACGCCACGUUGUGUCCUGUGAGGGGGAAAAUUAACAAAGGCGAGAACAGCUGUUUACGCGGGAUCGUAAGUCCGGAGAUCGACAGAAAUGUUGCGCAUUUGUUUUGGUUUGGUCUGGUAAACGUUUUGCUGCUAUUGUCGUGUGAAUAUCUCAUGCGUGCCACGAGCAAAACAAGAGAUGUUCUUUGGAAUACUUUGAAAGAUUCUAUUGAAAAAGCUGUCAACGCAGACACAAACGAUAGUAAUAAUAUGAGCUCUUCCGAAUCGGACGUGCAGCGUGAGAAGCAAACGGUUCACGACUCCUCUUAUCCGCAGAGUUUCUCUGUUUACCUCAAAAACGUAGGGAAAAACUACGGUAAAAAACAAGCGGUCAUGGGAAUGGAUUUGGCUUUAAGACCCAACGAGUGCUUUGGACUGUUGGGAACAAACGGAGCUGGCAAAACGACCACGUUCCAAAUGGUUACCGGAGAUAUUAAAAACUCUUCGGGAGACAUCUAUGUGUGCGGCAUACACGUUAACAACAACAGCCAAAAGAUUCACGAAGUGGCUGGCUACUGUCCACAGUUUAACGGUAUUAUCGAAGAGCUCACCGGCUACGAAUCGCUUUAUUUCUUCUCUCGCCUAAGAGGAAUGUCGAAAAAAGAGGCUACCGACGUUUCGUUCCAUCUUGCCUCGAGGCUAGCGUUAAUCCCUUAUUUGAACGUACAAGCGAAGAACUACAGCGGAGGAAACAAAAGAAAACUAAGCGCAGCCAUGGCGAUGAUCGGCGAUCCUCCUGUAUUGUUUUUGGACGAACCAACGUCCGGCAUGGAUCCCGCCGCCCGGAAAAACUUGUGGGACUUCAUUAGCGAAGAAAGAGAUAAGGGAAAAUGCAUAUUCAUCACGACACACGGUCUUGAAGAAUGCGAAGCCGUGUGUACCCGUUUAGCCAUAAUGGUGGACGGUCGAAUCAGCUGUAUAGGAUCUAUACAACAUCUCAAGAACAAAUACUCGGAUGGCUACCAGUUGCACGUGAAAUUUCACCCAAACAACCGGAAACCCGCCAAAGAGUUCAUAGAAGUUUUGUUCGAAAACUAUUCGAUAAGUGAACAAUUCGAAUCAAUGUCGGUGUUUCAUAUUCCUGAAAAAUAUUCUUGUUCGUUUGUAUUCACACAGAUGGAACAAGCAAAACGAGACAUGUCGAUUGUAGACUAUUCAAUUCAACAAACCACUCUGGAACAGGUGUUUUUGAAUAUCAUCAAAAAUAAAAAUCAAGCCCUAUAGCACAAUUUUUGGAUGUUGUAUUUGUUAACGCCACGAUGAAAAAAUUAAGACUGUUUUCAACUAUCAAAACUAGAUGGAUUUAUGGUGUUCAUAUUAAUUGUUUAACGUUCAAACAACGAAUCAAUAAUUAUAAUUUAUAUUUAUUAUUUAUUUUAAUUUUUUUUUACAAUAAUAAUUAUAAUUAGAAAAAUAAUUAUAAGUAUAUAAGGCACUUUUAGAAUAAUAAUAAAUAAAAUAAAUUGGGUCUUUGGCAUAUAAACGUAAACUAAUGUAAUUAUAAAAAUAUAUAGUUAUCAUUAUAAUAUUAUCUAAGUAUACUCAAAACAAAAUAAUUGAUAUUUAAGUCUUUCAAAUAGGUACAUUCUUAUUAUAAUAACAUUUAUAGGAUAUCGACUAAUAUACAAACAGAAAAAAAAACAGAAAAUCAAGCACAUUUUAAUGGGCGUGUAGUAUGUAAGAAAUUAUUUUUUAAGAAAAAAAGGUAAUUACUAACUUGUUUGCUAACGAAACACAGUAACUAUCGUUGUAAAUCUAAUAUUUUGCCGAAAAAAUGAUACAUACUUAAGAUAAAAAUUGACUUUAUAAAAAUAAAUUAUUCGU